UCCAGCUGAGUGGAGCACAGCCCAGCCAAUCGGCUGCCUCCCUCUCCGCUUUGUCAUCAGGAUCUGAUUGAGGAAGGAUUUGCUUUCCUGCUCAGUAUUUGGAAGGCAGAUAAAAUGCCAGGUCUGGGUUGCCUCUAGGGAUAACCUUUCUCCCUUAUAAUGUGAAUGAACAGCAUCUCAGCUUGGGGGAUACGCAUACAAUUCACUAGCAGGCUCAAGAAAACCAGCAUAGGCCUAUUCGUCGUCUUCUGUUUUUUUCAGUGGUUUGGGGUUAUUGUCAUUCCCCCCUCCCCUUUCCUCUCCAUCCUUCUGUGCUUUUUUUUUCAGUUUUAUGUCAUUUUUUUUCAUUUGGCAAGGGGUGCUUCUUGGAAUAUUAAACCUCCAUGUACGACAAUUUGUACCUGCAUGGAUUCGAAGACUCGGAGGCGGGUUCAGCAGACUCCUACACUAGCAGGCCGUCUGAUUCCGAUGUCUCUCUGGAAGAGGACCGGGAGGGAGUCGGGCAGGAGCGAGAGCAGCAGGCGGCACUGCAGUUGGAAAGGGCCAAGGCCAAGGCGGUAGCGUUCGCAGUGAAGACCAAUGUCAGUUACUGCGGCGCCCUGGAUGAGGAUGUACCGGUAGCAGGCACUGGCAUUUCCUUCGAUGCCAAGGACUUUCUACACAUUAAAGAGAAGUACAACAAUGACUGGUGGAUAGGACGCCUGGUGAAGGAGGGCUGUGAGAUUGGAUUUAUACCAAGCCCCCUCAAACUGGAGAACAUCCGAAUCCAGCAGGAACAAAAAAGGGGGCGCUUCCACGGUAAGUCCAGUGGAAAUUCCUCUUCAAGUCUAGGAGAGAUGGUCUCUGGCACGUUCAGAGCUACACCCCCCUCCGCAGCAAAGCAGAAACAGAAAGUGACAGAGCACGUUCCUCCAUAUGACGUGGUUCCCUCCAUGAGGCCCGUGGUUCUGGUCGGCCCAUCAUUGAAAGGAUAUGAGGUGACAGACAUGAUGCAGAAAGCUCUGUUUGACUUCUUGAAGCACAGGUUUGAUGGAAGGAUAUCUAUAACAAGAGUCACUGCAGACAUUUCUCUCGCCAAGCGGUCUGUGCUCAACAAUCCCAGCAAGAGAGCCAUUAUUGAGCGCUCAAACACCAGGUCUAGUUUAGCUGAGGUGCAGAGUGAAAUAGAAAGAAUUUUCGAGUUGGCACGGUCGCUCCAGUUAGUAGUUCUGGAUGCUGAUACCAUAAACCACCCAGCACAGCUUAUCAAGACAUCUUUAGCACCUCUUAUCGUCCAUGUCAAAGUGUCGUCACCAAAGGUUCUGCAACGAUUGAUAAAAUCCAGAGGGAAAUCCCAAAGCAAACAUCUGAAUGUCCAGUUGGUGGCCGCUGACAAGCUAGCACAAUGCCCUCCGGAAAUGUUUGAUAUCAUUUUGGAUGAGAACCAGCUGGAAGAUGCUUGUGAACACUUGGCCGAGUACCUGGAGGCCUAUUGGCGUGCCACGCAUGCCCCCAGUAGCACUCCCAUGAACCCUGUGCUGGGACGGAACCUGGGCUCCACGGCGCUCUCCCCAUACCCUGCAGCUAUCUCUGGGUUACAGGGCCAAAGAAUGAGGCACAACAACCAUUCUGGAGACCACUCCCCAAUCGAGCGUCGGAGCCUGAUGACCUCGGACGAGAACUACCACAGCGAGAGGGCAAGAAAGAGCCGGAACCGCCUGUCGUCGGGUUCUCAGCACAGCCGGGACCACUACCCGCUGGUGGAAGAAGAGUACUCCGACUCCUACCAGGACACGUACAAACCACACCGCACCCACGGCUCUCCUGGCGGCUACAGCCAUGACUCAAGGCACAGGCUUUGAGUUUAUGGGAAACCUGCUAGGCCUCUCCUCUCCACAACCCAGUACUGAAGAGCUAAGACAGUUCUGUCCAAAUCAUGUGACUUUCCCAAGUGUAAUACCUCGUUUCCCUCUGACACUGGCUCAUCUAGACACGGGAUUGACCUGUGGACAAAUCCAAGAAUACCAGUUUCGGUUGAGUUACACAUGGGAGCCAGAAAUUUCUAUCCCUGGCUUUUGGGUGUCCUGGAAAUAAAAUUGUCUGUUGUGUUGUGUUGGCUUGUAACAAAAGUCAAUGUGAUGGAAUUUACAGUUCCAGGUUUGUUUUGCAGAGCUAAACACUCUGGAAUUGCUUUGUAGCCAGCGCUCAGCUGGGUUUAAAACCAGGCUGAACGGACCUGUGUUCCAACACACACUGAGCCAGUGGCAGUGUGAUGGAAAAGCUCCCACACAGAUGCAUCCUGGGAUAAACGCAUGCUAUGUGGAGCAAAUGGAAAACGGGGUAUAACACAAUCUUAACAUCCUUAAUUGAUUUAAAAUUGUCUUCAUUUAAAGUUUAGUAUUCUCUGUAAUCUGUAAGGCAAAGCUUGCCAAACCUUUGAAUGAACUGUAAGGGGUUUUGAUCCCCCCCCCUCCCCCCCCCCCACCCCACCUCUACCCCUAUACUUUCUAGUAUGGAAUAUUUGUAGUGCCAUUUGAUAUGUUACUAUUAUCUGGCUUGACAAACGCUGUUGGUUCCCACAGGAAAACGGAACAUAGCCUGCCAUCUACAGUAAUCCAAGUGCCAAGCACUUGGCUGAACAAGCAUAUGCUUUGCUUUGUUACAGCCAGCUGGUGGACAGUGCUAUGUCCCUAGCAAAAACCAAUGCGUUCAGACCUUCACCUUCUAUAAUACGUUAAAUGGGAGGAUUAACAUACAAGCUGUUGGACAGCCCUACUGUAUGAUGCAGAAUUUUUAUUCAGAUCAGUUAAAUUUUGUUGAAGCACUCAUGCUAUGUGGUGAUUAAAUGGGGUGUGACAUUGGAGGUGCGGUGCUGAUGUGUAAUGGCAUGAUUCAUGCCUCCCUGUGGAUUGACGUCAUUUGCAUCAUGUUCUUUCUCUAUGUAGCUGCCACAUGUCCUGCACUGCAGUGCAGGUUUAUUUUUUAUGAAAGAAAACCCAGUUUGACUAGACUGGAGGAAGCUGUUGCUUGCCUCAAGGCUGCAGGGACUGAACCUAAAUAAAUAUCAGAAGAGGUGAUACAGUAUACAUAGCAUGAACUUAGAAUGUAGGCUAGUUAAAACCACAAAGGUUAGAUUAAUUAGUUUUUGGUCUCUGUUUACAUUGAUGCCAACAAACUUUAGACGCCGUUUCUGCUUGCCUGCUGUAGGGGUUCAGGGGAAAUGGGUCGUGACCCUAGCGUGUGCCCCAGGCUCAGAGGAGCCACAUAGAGUACAGUACACUUAGGCUGUGAUGUCAGUCCUUUCCUAUGGUUGAUGCUGCUUAUUGUUUGCAAGACCCAAAAGCCAGGGUGUGAACAUUUCCUAUUUAACCCUCAAAUGGUCAACCUUAUUGUAAAAAUGAAUUGACCAAUACACAAGUAGAGGGUAUUGGGAGCCUAUAAGUUGAUAUCCAAGAGCUAAAGGGUUAACAAACUCUCCUUGACUUCAGUGUUGCUGCCUCCUGUGCAUAUGGUGUUGUUGUACAUUUCUACUCAAACAUUAUUCUUUCUUGUAUUUUAUAUCCGCAUUCCCUGGGUCGUUAAUCAGUUACUCCUGAGAUCAUUUCCCUGCCUGCCAUCCGGACUGUUUUCUAAGGCCAUAUCAUUUGAAGACCAUUGCAGUAUGUUUUUCUGUUUGUUUUCUCAGUUUCCACAAUGGAGGAUGAUGAAGAUACAGGGGCAUGGGAACUAGGGGUGCCGGGGUUGCUGCACCUCCUGGCUCGAAGUACAGGGGUGCUGUGCACCUGCUGGUGUAAUGAUAGAUCCUGCUAGUUUCGUUAUUCUUAUAAGCUGUAUGUGCAGUGCACUGUGCCUUCCUAGAUGGCUUUUGAACACAAACGAUAACAGACCAAUCAGCGCUGACUGUCAUCACAGGGGUGGGAUAUCUGAUCAAUUGCACAAUUGCAAUGUCACGAGAGUCGGUUAGUAGUUGGAACCCAUGAGAAGCCUGUACACAGUAGAACAGUGAUUGAAAAUGUUCCAAAAAAGAAUAUUGCCUUUGUUUGUAAAUUCUCAGCAGCACCUCCUGCUAAAAUCAGCUUGUCACAAAUACAGCUAACUGGGGGGGGGGGGUUGCUGCUUCGUGGAGCAAUACUAAAAACACAUGACAUAAUGACAUUCUAACUGUCGUUGUCUAUGACUACUGUAAAUAAAAUACAGCUGCUGCACCUGUUUUUACAAGUAAACAUUUCUAAGUUGCAGUAUUUAAGUGCAUCAUAACAGUAUACUCUGCUUCUUUAUUUGUUUGCUCUGAACGUUUUACGGUAAGCAUGUUGUAAGCAUUGUAGCAAGGACUGUGGUUUAAAGCAUUUUUUACUUCAGUAAAUAAAAAGGUGUUGGUGUCGAUGCUGCUUCGUUUUAUUACCGUGUUAACAUGACAGCAACCCAAUGCGUGGCUUCCAUGGGGUUACUGUUUUGUUUCAAACAGGCUUUCAGCACUUCCACUAUAAAAAGUGGACGGCAGAGAAUGAAUUUGCAGUGUUCUAAAAGCCAGGGAGUGCUUGAAAAAGCUUUAAAGGUGGCAAGGGGCAUCCAUUGCUUCAAAUUGGCCAGGGCAUGAAGCAAGGCAUCCAGUCAACACUAUCUCAAGUCGAAUGUAUGGAGUGGUGACAUUGUUCUUUAUUAUGUUUGUGGACUUAAUGGCAACUCUGCUUUUUGACACGAAAAAUAAGUGAGCUGAACCUUUUGAUGUACAUCGCUGUAUGGCAGCAGUGUUUGUGUUUCCUGUUCUGACAGAACCCCUUUCUUUAUCACGGUUUCCUUCAUAGUUGCUGUUUUUUUUUUUUUAGUGCCUCUUUUUUAAAAGCCUUGUUGAAAAGUCUUCCAUGUCAUGCCUGAAAAGAGAAAUAGUCUGUCGAUACAACAGCGGCGACACAAACCUGAAUGAUAUCACCCCCCCACCCCAUAUUAGGCUGUGACUACUUGUUAGCUUUUCUAUUGUAAGUAUCUGGUGAAAUGCAUUUAAAAGGUGAUGUUAGAGAUACAGGCUUUUAAUGCAUUAAGGUAAAACAGUUGAUGUAUGCCGAGUUGCCCAAAUUGCUGGAUUUACCCACCUGCUCGUAGUCUUACCUAACCUUUAUUCUUUAUCUGUAUACUGUACAGUAUUGGUCCCAGGCCAAAGGAAUUCAACUGCAGUGAAAUAAUUCUCCAAUACGAUUUAGUGCAGAUGAAGUAACUUGACUCUUAGUUUCUUGAGCUUGUGUUAAAGCCACAUUAAAUGAGCUACUGAACCUGUGUUAUUAAGUGCACCGUCAAUGCUUUCCCUCUGCUUUUGCUUGUUCUUUGCGGUCCUUUCUUGCCAGCUUCUAAUUACAGCUGCCAAAACUGAAUGACCAAUGCAGGAAGAUGCUGCCUUAAUCUAAUCUUCGUUUGUUUUUGGUAUGCAUGUUCUUUGUUAAAUGUAGUAAUGUUUCAGGAACCAGACGGUUUUACUAAAGAUGCCUGUUUGACCCGUUUCUAUGGCAUUGAUAUGGUGGUUAGUUUUACAGCAGGUACACUUUGGGUAGAGAAAUUUGAUCCACAAUAUCUUCUUACUGAGAUUGUCAUAAUAAUUUCCUGUGUACAGAAGGUGGGUAAGAUGUGAUAUGCUUCUUCAAAAGAAUUUUUUUUGGAUGCAGUGAUUUGCUCUGCAAACGCCUUGUUAAAGCAGUAUAGUUUUGUGUCCGCAAGCUUGCAGAAAAUCCUUUAGAUUUUGCUUUUUAAACUAUUUAGCAUAACUGAAGUACCGAUGUUUGUCACUUACCUGUAUGCCUUACAUUUUAAAACCAUGCACACUGCUACCAAACCCUUGCAUUCAUCACCUGCACACGUGAUUAUUUUGGGGCUACUGUAAAAUAUACAGCGUAAUUUCCCUUGUGAUACAAUGUUUUUUUUUUUUUUCUUCACCAAACAAUUCCGAAAUGUGGAUAAAGAGCACAUUCUGGAGUAGGGAUUGCACAAUGGCGAUAGCACAGUUAGAAUAGAGAGUAGUUUGCCUAGGUUGAUUCUGGUGACAAAUAGAUAUUUACAGAGAUGGAAAUAAGAUGUGUGUGUCCAUUAGACAUUAAACCAAAGUGUGAUAUUUCUCUAGUCAAGCUCAAGUCUUUUCUCUUGAAAUGCAUAUUUUCUGUAACCCUUAAUUCUGAUUUACUGGAUUAGAUUAGAAAUACAUGCAUAUAGAAAAUCUAUUUAAAUUAUUGCACCCCCCUUUCCUACCUUACAAGUGUGCCGGUGCUGUAUGUUUGAAGAAGGUAUUUUCUAAAGGAAAUCACUUGCUUUAUGUUUGAAAGUCCUGCUGUGAGGUGGUGCUGCAUCCACUUGGUAAGGAAACAUUUGCAUACUUGUUAUUAUCUGAUAUAGACAAAUCCUUUUUGUUUUGUUUAUUUGUCGUGUUUUGUAGUGGUCAAACCUUUUCACUGGGUGCGUAUUUAAAUUGCCACUGACCGUUCAAUAAUUCCUGCGUGAAUUUUUUGACAUUGGUUCAUGUUGUGUAUAUCGGAUCUAAUGCUCCCAGCACUGCAUUGUUGCCAGCUGAUUAUUGCUGACCUGGAGCUGCUAUUCCAUUUGCCUAAUGAUGCUUGGCACUAGGGACUGAGAGCUAAAAGCUAAUACAGAUUUUGCUUUUGCAAGCCUAAACAAAAUGUAUAUUAUAUUAUUAAAUGAUUGAUUGUUCUACAUCCAGUGUGUAUACUUACAACGGAAUCAGACAUGCAGCGGUUUAUAACUGCACCAUGGUGUCAUUUACCUUUUUAAUCCCCUUAUUUUGAUUUAGAUUACAUUUGUGCGAGACAGUUAUAUCCAGUGGGUAACACAGGGCCAUUUGCCCCCUGAACAAUGUACCUGUUGCAAUUUGCCCCUUGAUAAUUGUUUAACACAUUGUCGGGUCCAAAUUAUGAUGGAUGAAAGGUCCUGGGACUCUAAUGGUUGUGUGCUUUAAGAACAGCGGAAGCCCUGAAUUAUAUAGUGUAUAUCUCUCUCUCUCGCGCCCUGAAUGCCAGUGAUUUUUUUUCAUUAUCCACUCAUCCUGGCCAAGCAGCAGUCAAAUGUUAUAUCCGUAUUGUAUUAGUCUUUAACACACCCACACAAUUUGGCUAUUUAGGAGUUACGAUAAGAACCGGAUUGGACAGGUCUCCCUCACUGGAACAAAGGGGGUUUGUCUGACAGUGACAGUUCUGUCAAAUUAACCUUUUUUUCCAUUCAAUAUUUUCAGCUUUUCUGAGAUGUUUCCAUCUGGGAGAGGGUUUGCUCUGAUGCUUGAUGAUCUCAACUCUUAAGAGGGGAGUCGUGGGUUGAGUACAGAUAACCAGGGUCUGCAUGUGGUGCACUGUUUGUCCAGGCCCAUUCAUUGGCUUAACCAGGCCACUGUAAAAAAACAAAACAAAAAAACCCCAAAAAAACAAAACAAGUGACUGUUUACAUACUACUAAUAUAUUUUCUUUCUUUCUUUACUUACAGCACUUGCAUUGCAUUACCAGCUCUCUAAAGGUUAAUUAAUCAGGCAAUGUUGUUCUAAUUAUCUUCAAAGCACUACACUACAAAACAUGCUCUUUUCCAUGAUUUUACACACUGAAAAUGAAUAUUUUUCAUGUAUGCCACCACUAAAACACUGACAGAACUAAAGGGUCCUCUAUGCUAUGAAAUACCUCUCUGAGUACUGUAAGACUAGCCUGUCCAGCAGAAAACA
Messenger RNA from Polyodon spathula (Mississippi paddlefish), 7678 nucleotides. RefSeq names its product voltage-dependent L-type calcium channel subunit beta-4. Gene Ontology annotation, cellular component: voltage-gated calcium channel complex. Gene Ontology annotation, biological process: calcium ion transmembrane transport; neuromuscular junction development; chemical synaptic transmission. Bases 384 to 1841 code for a protein of 485 amino acids. Gene Ontology annotation, molecular function: protein binding; high voltage-gated calcium channel activity. The transcript is spliced from 13 exons. Lineage: Eukaryota; Metazoa; Chordata; Actinopteri; Acipenseriformes; Polyodontidae. The record is from RefSeq and is a predicted model, not a curated record.